GCGGUUUGACAUAAGUCAGUUACUCAUCGUGAGUCCAUGAAGGUUACAAUCAUUAUGACGGCAAUGACUGAAAAGAUGGUGACGAGGAGGAGAAAGGAGAGGCGUGGAGUUAUCCACCACCCUGUUUGGCGGCGUUUUUGUAUUUCACAGUUGUUGCUGGCUGUCGCACUUGCGCCGGGAACGCAAAUCCAAGACUCCAACUGGAAGGGGGGUUUGGUCACCGUUCUUGCCACCGCGGCUAUCAGCUCCUCCUCUUCCUCCUCCUCCUCCUCCUCCUCCUCUUUAUCCUCCUCCUCCUCUUCCUCCUUGAUGUUAUCCUCUGACACAUUGUCAUUGCAUUCGCCGUCUGCGGUGCUCCGAGGAGAGAGCAUCAGUGGCACUCCGACAACUCAAUGGAUUGAAGAAGAUGACGAUUAUGGGGCUGAGGAGGACGAUGUGCAUCGUUAUCAUCGCCAUACCCAUCAUCUUCAUCAUCCCGGUUAUCGCCAUCGCCAUCGCCAUGAGCAGCGUGAUCUGCAGCGGCAGCUCGGCGUUACUGAUGAAACCAGCGCUCAAAAACUUGAAAUCCUCGACGAGAAUCUGCUGACAAUUCGAGGCAAUGCAAUCAGCAACUUCGUGCCGGGCAACACGUCCUCGCUAUUUUGGUCGGACGUGUGGUCGCUGUCGCUCUCGCCGGAGGACCGGUCGUUGUUCUUCCUUGUGAACGAUGGGUUAUGGAGGGUCGACACGCAGCCAGCGGAAAGAGCACUAGGGAACAUUUCACGAGUCGCAGGGCCUUGGCGUCCGCCAGACGAUCGCGGUUACUCCCAAGCUUUUGCAAUGCUUGAUCGGGCAACACCAUCGGCCAACCCCUUAGCGCUUAACAGGAUUGCGAUAGUCGAUGAUCCUUACAACCGCUCUCUGCGUGCUUUCAACGUAGACAACGGCUCGAUUCCCCCUCUGUUCUCCCUUCUAGGAUACAUGCCGGUCACACUUAACGAGUCGAGAUUUCUUAGCUUGGCUUGGGAUUCGAAGCGCGGCAUCUUGUACGGGUCGUCGCAGAGUGCGCUGUAUCGGAUGAACCUCACCGUCAGCUAUGGACAGAACGCCGUGCUGGAGCGGUGGGUAGGUCCUGAUCGGAGUUUCACUGGUCUUCAGGAUAGCAGCGAUGAUCCUAGGGCCGUCAGAUUCAAUAAGCCCUUCGUCAGCUCGUCCGCCAUAUCUGCGGACGGCGAGCUCCUCUACGUGGCAGAUCGACAGAACUCGGUGAUCAGAAGGGUGAAGACGGCCUCGGGAGUCGUCGAGACGGUCGCCGGCAGGGGGUCUCCAGUUACCCUGGAUGCCCUUGGAAUCGGCGCGGAGUUUCGCGAGCCUAUAGGGCUGGCUUUGACAUCCGAUGGGUGUCAUUUAUUUGUCUCAGAAUUUGCCGGAGGAACGCUGCACCUGGUCACAUUCGAGUAUAGUGGUGGGCCUGUUGUCAGUGUUCGUAGUGUCGCCGGGGCACACCGUACAGACCAGGGGAGCGGUUUUUUGCUAUUGGGAAUGGCCAUCUCGCCAGACGACGAUGCUCUUUACAUAGGAAGAGCGAUCUACAGUAUUGUGGAGCUUGGGAUUAAUAAAUCGGCGCUUGAGGGUCGAGGUGAAGAACUUGAAGUCUUGAAGGACUUGGCGGAGGUGGCAAAGCAGGAGCAGGAGCAGGAAUCAGGAGCAGGAGCAGGAGCAGGAGCAGGAGCAGGAGCAGGAGAAGGCGCAGGAGGAGAUGGGCAUAGUCGGCUCUUGUGAUCUGGGUGUCAUGUGAGCUGGGAAAGAUCAGGCACUUCAAGAAGAUAAGGCAUGUCAGCGCCAAUCUCGAG
Molecule: messenger RNA, 1832 nt
Organism: Chara braunii
Lineage: Eukaryota; Viridiplantae; Streptophyta; Charophyceae; Charales; Characeae
Source: the annotation of a GenBank genome assembly